Molecule: messenger RNA, 2169 nt
Organism: Drosophila takahashii
Lineage: Eukaryota; Metazoa; Arthropoda; Insecta; Diptera; Drosophilidae
Gene: snky
Product: ubiquitin protein ligase sneaky
Cellular component (GO): membrane
Source: RefSeq, a predicted model, not a curated record
AUGUUUUCCUUUCUGACGAAGCCAUGUCGGCCCAUCUAUUGCCUUUUGUACGCCUCGAAGGGCCAGGAUAGUGCCCGGAUCCGGUGCCUUCGUCUUCUAUUCAGCUUCCUGGUGGGCCUCGCCUUGGGCUACCUCCUCUGGAAGCUGGUGGCGCUGAACUUUAGCCUGGGCCACCUCUUCGCCGACGAUCGAACUGACCUAACCGCCUUCACAGUGUUCGUCCUGCUGACUGCAGCGGCCUUCAUGGUGAGCAAACCCAUUCGCACCGUAAUCAUGCUGAUCUUCGUAGCCUUGGUGGGUAAAUCUGGAAGGACUUAUCUGCGAGCUGUGGCCUUCGCCUUCAUCAUAUCCGGUCCCAUCGACAAUCUGGUGGAGAAUGCCGGCGAGGUGGCCCGCGUGUUCGUCUGCACCACCGUGCUGACCUACAAUCUUUCCAAGACCCGAUUCGAUUUGAUGGCCAAACCGUUUACAAACACGCUGAAAAAUAUGCGAGGAGAUGUGGAGGAGAUUCGACAGACUUUUACGGAGCUCCACGGAGUCCUCGGUGACCUGAAGUACGCCGUAGAGCAUUCGGACAUCGAGGACGAAAAGUACGGGGACAAUAAGACCCUCUUUGGAAGAUGGCCCAGGGAGUCGAGAAGAAUGAAUAUAAGUGCACCUGGAGUGGAGGGCAAGGAGCUGCCCACCUCGGCUGAGGUGCAGGAGCGUUUCCAGCGGAACAUGAGGAAUCGCUGCAAGCAUCAGCUGCGAAGUGGUCAUCGGGUUUGCAUGGAGGUCUUUCGAAAAGGCUACCGCAAGUGCACUACCAACUUUCCCUCCCUCAUCGGGAAGGCCGUCUGUUGGCCCUACCGGGUGGACAUCAUCUGCGAACUGGACCUCUUUGGCAAUCCGGACAAGAUAUGCGACCCAUCUGAAGUGGUGCCCCGCAAUUUCGGUGAGACCUACCUGGAGCUGCUAAAGGCCGAGCGGGAGCUCUUCGUCAACAGCUCACGGAUAGAGGUGAACUACGAGAUCAAGGACGAGGAGCUGGCCAAGAGCAAGCUGAAGUCCGCCGAACGGACAGCGGAGGCUUUUACCUCGGACUUUGAGCGCCGCAGGCUCAUCUUCAAUCGAGUGAUGGGACUGCUUCAGAAGAUCCUGUGCCUGUUCAUACUGCGCAUGAUCUACAUGUCCAUCAGCUACUAUUGGAAGUAUCUCGGCGAUGUGGAGUUCGACAACUUCUACAUCACUGACUACUUCAAGCACAUCGAUCAGCGGCGCAAGGACUCGCGCAAUGAUGCCAUCCUGCCCCUUCGCACCUACGAAAAGUCCUUGUAUAUUGAUUUAGAUCGCAUUUUCAGUCGGACCCACGAGGAGUCCACCACGGUGUUUUUUAGCCUGCUUCAGUUUCUGCUGGAAAUAGUGACGGCAGGUCUUUUUAUCCUCAUUGAUCACUUGGUGGUCGAAUUGAUGCUAAUAAUUCGCCAUCGAUCGAUGAUCACUUUCCACCAGGAGGGCCAGCAUGAAGUACGAUUUAAUAUCAGUGGCGUGGGUCAAAUGGCGCGACUGCUGCGAACCACCAUGCACAACUUCAACAUCCACGAGAGGGUCUCCACUUCGCUGACCAACGAGGAGUGCCUGCCCAAUCCCCAUGUUCUGCCCCGGAUAUUCUACAUCCAGCUCUUGCUCCUCUAUCUGCUAAUCGUAGUGCUGAUCUACCAGAGCACAACCUUUCUGCGUAUGCGACGCGUGAUCUGCAGCUUCUUUUACUAUAAGCGGGAGAAGCAACGCAUCCUAUUCCUGUACAAUCGCAUUCUGCGGAAUCGCCUUAGAUCGCUGGAGAAUCUGGUUCACGAUGCCGAGGAUAACUUGGCCACAUAUCGCAUUCAGCAGCAGGUUAAUGUCUUCCUAUGGCUACGCUUCUCGUGUCCCGCCGCCUUUGGUUGGCUGCGGCACUUCAAGUGCGCCAAGCGGACCUGCCUUAUUUGCCGCGGAUUCGAGGACUCCACCUUCACCUUCUGCCAUAUCUGUGGACUGCCCUAUUGCGACGACUGUGCCGAGGAUCUCAACAGUGUGUGCCUGCAGUGUGGCACUGUGCUCACGAGGAUCCUGGAAGAGGAAGACAGCAGCGUGGAGGUGUAUGCCUACAGGAAGGAGAAGUAAUAUGGUCCUUCAAGCCGGAUUACUUUU